AUGUCUGAGGAGACGUUCAUGUUCCUGUGCAACAAACUGCGGCCAGCAUUGCAGCGAAAAGACACUUUCUUCUGUGAGUGUGUGCCUCCGAGGAAGAUUGUGGCUGUUGCUCUAUGGAAAUUUGCUACAGGUUCAGAUUACAGACCCAUCAGUGUUCUGUUUGGUGUUGGCAUCUCAACCGUUGCCAAGUGUGUGAAGGACCUUAGUGCUGCUGCAGAAGCAUUGCUGUUGCCAGAGCUGAUUCAUUUACCCGAUGAGGGGAAAUUUCGGGAGAUAGCGUCGUAUUUUGAGAGCAGGUGGGGGUGGUGGCACUCACUCAUCGUGCAAGCUGUGGUUGAUGGAAAGGGACUGUUUAGGAACGUUUUUGCAGGGCUUCCAGGGAGCAUGCACGACGCGAGGGUCCUGAGGCUUUCCUCCAUCUGGGAUUUGGCAAGCUGUGGAAAUCUCUUCCCUGAUCAUUCCAUCAAAAUAGCUGGCGUUGACUUUGGAUGCUGCAUCCUGGGUGACUCUGCUUACCCGCUGCAAGACUGGCUUCUGAAACCCUUCACAGACACUGGGCGACUGACAGAGCAGCAACUUCUCUUUAACAAGAAGUUCAGCCGGGCACGUGUGGUGGUUGGAAAUGCCUUUGGUAGGCUGAAGGGAAGCUGGCGCUGCCUACUUCAAAGGAAUGACUGUGAUGUCAGUCUGGUGCGUUCCAUGAUUCUGACCUGCUGUGCCCUGCAUAAUCUGUGUGAGAGCCAUGGGGAGCAUUAUGACAAUGUGUGGACGACUGAGACAGAUUACCCUGAACCUGUGGCUGCACCCCCACCGCCACAACAAAACACAGGAGAAGUGGGAGGGAGAGCAAAGCGUGAUGCUCUGGUGAUGCACCUUGUGGGGCAGCAGUGA
Messenger RNA from Nothobranchius furzeri (turquoise killifish), 891 nucleotides. RefSeq lists its product as uncharacterized. Lineage: Eukaryota; Metazoa; Chordata; Actinopteri; Cyprinodontiformes; Nothobranchiidae. The record is from RefSeq and is a predicted model, not a curated record.